UUUUCCUCCUCGCGCGCGCUGAACCUGAACCUCACCUGUUGUCACAGCUGCAGAACUUUGCUCUGAACUCCAGGAGUUUCUCGGACAUUUUCUUUUCCACAGCGACAUGAACCAUCACGAGUUGGGGGUGAACGCGAACCCCGGUCUGGUUCCGGUGAUGAUGCAGACGGAGUCGCGGGACAAAUGGGGCAAAAAAAUGGACUUUCUUCUGUCAGUGAUCGGUUUUGCUGUGGAUCUGGGGAACGUGUGGCGAUUUCCUUACAUCUGCUACCAAAACGGCGGAGGAGCCUUUCUCAUCCCAUACACACUCAUGGCUAUAUUUGGCGGAGUACCACUCUUCUACAUGGAGCUGGCUCUUGGUCAGUUCCACCGCACAGGUGCCAUCUCCAUAUGGAAACACAUUUGCCCAAUAUUUAAAGGCAUCGGUUUCUCCAUCUGCAUCAUCGCAUUGUACGUCUCCUUCUACUACAACACCAUCAUCGCAUGGGCAUUGUUCUACUUCUACUCAUCAUUUAGCAGCACUCUGCCAUGGACAAGCUGUGACAAUGCAUGGAACACGGAAAACUGCACCAACUACUUUGGCAAGGACAACGUGACAUGGACAAAUUACUCCCGCUCACCAGCCGAGGAGUUUUACACGAGGAACGUGUUGGAGCUGCAUGAGUCGGACGGUUUGGAGAACGUGGGUGUGAUCCGCUGGCAGCUGAUGCUCUGUCUGUUCCUCAUCUUCACCAUCGUCUACUUCAGCUUGUGGAAAGGAGUCAAAACAUCAGGCAAGGUGGUUUGGGUCACAGCCACUCUUCCCUACGUGGUCUUGUUGAUUCUGUUAAUUCGAGGCGCAACUUUACCUGGAGCCUGGAGGGGCGUCGUCUUCUACCUGCAGCCCAAAUGGGAGAAACUUAAGGACACAAGUGUUUGGGUGGACGCAGCAGCUCAGAUCUUCUUCUCCCUCGGCCCAGGGUUUGGUGUUCUGCUUGCUCUCUCCAGCUACAACUCCUUCAACAACAACUGCUAUAGAGAUGCCAUUGUGACGAGUUUGGUCAACUGUUUUACCAGCUUCAUGUCUGGUUUUGUGAUUUUUACCGUUCUGGGCUACAUGGCUGAGCAGAGACAUGUUAACGUGGAAGAUGUAGCCAGAAACAAGGGUCCAAGUCUUCUGUUCAUCACUUACCCAGAAGCCAUUGCUAACAUGAUGGGCUCCACGUUUUUCGCCAUCAUCUUCUUUGCGAUGAUGAUCACACUGGGAUUGGACAGCACGUUUGGAGGUCUGGAAGCCAUCAUUACCGCAGUGAUGGAUGAGUACCCAGACUUUCUAUCCCACAGGAGGGAGGUGUUUGUGCUGGGUCUGGUGACUGUGUGCUUUUUGGGCUCUCUGAGCACUCUGACUAAAGGUGGUGCAUAUGUAGUAAAACUUCUUGAAGAGUUUGGAGUGGGAUUCUCUAUAAUAUCCAUCGUGUUUCUGGAAGCCACUGCCGUCUCCUGGUUUUAUGGCAUCAACAGAUUCAGCAACGACGUCAAAUCCAUGCUGGGAUACACACCCGGAUUCUUCUGGAGGUUUUGUUGGGUGGCCAUCAGCCCGACUUUUCUAGCGUACAUCAUUAUCAGCUCGCUGCUGAAUCCAACCCCGAUGGUCAUGUUCGAUUACAAGUUCCCCGACUGGAGCAUCACGGUGGGUUACAUCAUCGGAUUCUCCUCUUUCAUCUGGAUCCCGGCCUACAUGGUGUAUAAGCUGGUGUGGACACCCGGUUCGCUCAAACAGCGUCUGGCUGUUUGCCUGCGGCCUGAGCGAAGGCUGCCUGACAUCCACACAGACACGCUGGGUCUGACACCGGUACCUUAAAAACAGCCCCAAACACUCAGUCAAAACCCAAACACACUCACGGACACAAUUAAAGAAGCAAUAAGUAGCAUCUUUUGGUCCACUUUGCAGGUGCAAGCCUCACUUUGCUGCUCACAUUCAGACAGGAUGCAAACACCAUUCCAGUAUUAUUCCAUUUAACUCAUUUUUCCCUCUGAAUUCUAAUAAAUGACAUCAGAUUUCUUGAUUAUUCCUAUUUGCUAUGUGAUAAUAGCUGCCUAACAGACGGCAGGGUAUGUAGUUAUCACAAUAUUGUAAUUUUUAAAUAUUAACUCCAUUUUCAGAUUGGCUUCUUCAAACAAGAAGAAAAAAAAAUAAGUCUGAUGAUAACAAACUGAAAUACUGAUGCUUGAAAUACUGUCUGGGAAAAAUAUCACAGCUUAUACCAUAGUUGUGGAACUCUGGAUUCUGACUGGUCAGGACGAGAAGGAGGAUGAGGAGGAGAUGGACAUGUUAGCGUUUCUAUAGUAACAGUGCGACAGUCACUUCACGUAGUCUGAGAGUGAUAAACAUAUUUAUGAAAAACAAACAAAAUAAUCAUUGUUGAAGGUGAGGUUUUCAGUAAGGAAGUGAUUAUUUUACAUUUAUGGACUGAGUCUCCAGUGUCAGAGCUCAAGCUUUACAUUUUCAGGACUGAGGCGUUUACAUUUUGUGGCUUAUUGGUAACAUGUUGGAACAAGCUACACUUCUUUUUUGUCUUCAAUUAACUUCAAGAAAGAGAAAGAACGAGAAUCCGGUGAGGGAACGACUCUUUAUAGCUGCCAUAACGUGAGUAUUUGUAUUUUAGUUUCAGUUUUAAUAGUCCCAGUAAAAUUCCUCUUCUCUUUCUUAUCGCAGCCUGAAACAUACACUUUUUAAACCGAUGGCUAAUCAGAGCAAAUUAAUUUAAUGUAAAAUAAAAAAAAUGCUACUUAUUGCUCCUUCAGCUUUAUCAUUUUAGAAGCCAAAUCAGCUCGCAACAAAAAUCAGUGCAAUAUUUGAAAAUGCAGAAUGUGAACUGCUAAAAAAAAAAAAAUACGAUCCAUGAGAAAAAGGACGCUCGUGCACUGACUGAGAGCUCGACAUUUUCAUAUUCUUUGUUAAAUAUUUAGUCCUUUUUAGCCAUUACUGAAGUAGGGAGUGACUUAGCGAAUGGGAAAAAAAGUUCAUGCAAAUGAAAUGAUGUUUACCUCACGGUGAGAAGAGAAACCACAGACUCUUUUCCAGAUGUGCGUUGUGGAGAGGUCCUGAUGUGUGCUGCCUUAACACUGCCUGAACAUCUGUAUCGCUAUCCCACCUCAAAACUUCCUAUCAUAUCCUAUCGGUCGCGUGCCUCUGUGAAACUUAAAAAAAAAGACAAAAAAAAAAAAAAGACUGUUGAUGAAGACUGUUUCAAAUCCUUAUGAUUUCUCUGCAUUACUGUAAAGAUUUUAAGAUGGAUUUGUCGACUUCACAUCAACACUUACUGUACACGAUCGUCACAUUCAUUCACCUUCACUAAUGACUUUAUCCAAGCAGGGAACUGAAGAAAAGUCGGACCACGAGCCUCACAGGAUUGGUCUGUGGAAUUGUUCCUUUGUACCACUCUGUUGGAUCUGUUACAUUAACGUUUUGCAGAAAGUUCAGUAGAAAACAAGAACUAGCUGCUUGUUAAGGUAACACCAGAAGGCGUGGUCACAAAUGAGUAUACAGUAUUAAUAUACAGUACAGUUUCGAGAUCAAGAUAAUAUCUCAAGCCCAAAUUCCGAUGUUUGAAUUCAAGCUUUAUUAUUUUUGCUAAAAUACUCCAUCUAAUUGAGAAGAUACUCAAUGUGUAAGGUAUGUGUAGUCACCCAACAAGACACUGUAUAGAGAGAGAGAGAGAGAGAGAGAGAGAGAGAGAGAGAGAGAGAGAGAGAGAGAGAGAGGGAGAGGAACACAGGAGCCUAAAUCUCACAAAGGUGGUUUCAACUUCUCUCAGCGCACACAUUAAGUUCACUCAGCUCUUAAUGACGUAUCCAUAUCACUAUUCCGGUGGCUCUGGUGUGUCUUCAUGCACUAUUCCAACAUUAAAAGUAAUAUUAUCAGUCAUCUCAGUACUUAGGUUCCUGUGGCCACAGUGCUUUAACGUAAUGGACUUCGUCGUCUCCUGCUUUUUAAAAUAGAUAAGCUGCGAUGAUUAAAGCCACAAAAUAGAUCUGGAGAAGUUCGCAGCCACAAUAUAUUAACCAGUGGCUAUUACGGCAGUGUAAAUAUCCUUCAAAUCAUGAAGACAAAGUAGUAGACUUCAUACAACCCAAAGCUGAACACAGCAAAACAAACAGUUUACUGUUAAGAGUUUAUAACAUAGCUUCAUCUGUCAAUUCAGGUCAGCUUUGAAGAUCAGACACAGAUCUGUGAUCCUUAAAAAGCUCAUCUAACUGCUGUCAGGAUUCAGCCCAGGUAAUAACAGAAAUUACUGUGAAGUCGACAAGGACGUGUUAAAAUUUGGAAUGCAGCGUCUAUCCUAUAGCCAAGUUUUACCUGUAAUUCUCUUUGAUUAUUUUCAAGAAAAAAGUACCAAAUUUGAUUUCUGGUUUCUGUGAGUGUUAUGUUGGUGUGAGAAACUUGUUCUUUCUGUUUGUGUGUGGGGUAUUGUAAAUUGUGACUGAGACUUUGGCUUGUAUAAAUGUCUGAAGUAACAAUAAAGGUCUACGAUGAAAAUCA
This is a messenger RNA of Tachysurus vachellii, 4522 nucleotides long. It is a transcript of the gene slc6a4b, whose product is annotated as solute carrier family 6 member 4b. Gene Ontology annotation, biological process: serotonin uptake; sodium ion transmembrane transport. The coding region runs from base 107 to 1840 and encodes 577 amino acids. Gene Ontology annotation, cellular component: membrane; neuron projection. Gene Ontology annotation, molecular function: serotonin binding; serotonin:sodium:chloride symporter activity. The transcript is spliced from 13 exons. Lineage: Eukaryota; Metazoa; Chordata; Actinopteri; Siluriformes; Bagridae. The record is from RefSeq and is a predicted model, not a curated record.